AACAAAGAAACUUUCACAACCAGAUAAGUCUGUGUGGUGUCCAAGACCGUAUACAAUCUUCAAACUGCUACUGUCAGCAAGAUUCUGUUCAGCAUUUCUGAGUAACAUAUCAGACUGUGAUGAGACCUUCAACUACUGGGAACCUGUGAGUAAUAGUGAAGCUUUAUUCUUUGGUCACUGGUAUUAACCCUUUAACUCCCAAGAUCAGAUUGUAAAUUCUCCCCUGUAUCUGACACACAAUUCCAUGUAAAUAAGUUAUGAGAAUUUGGUGUUAGAUCAAGAUAACAACUUCUUCCUGAUAAGUUUGAGUAUUCUUAUUACCUGGUGGCUGGCUAAUGUAGGGAUAUUAUUGGGGGAAGGUACAGGUUAAUCACUUCAGGGAGUUAAAGGGUCAAAUACAACAUGUAUGUAUGAAGGGAGUAAGUUUCUAAAGAAACUGUGGUGCUGUGUGAAUGGGGGGUGUAACAAGAUUGUUUGGUUUCAUCAAUAGGGUUAAUAAUGUAAAUUAAAGCUAGUGUUCUAGGGAUUAGGUCUUUAACAGAGUAAAAAUCAAGGACAAAGGAGUAACACUUGAUAUGUCAGCUUUAGAAACUCUUUAAGGCAACCAAUUCAUGUCGUGAAUUCAGUUGAUUAAACCAAAUUGUCUUGUAUGUAUGUAUUCUUUAUUGAUCACUCCCCAAAUGGGGUUUUUCAGAGUCAAUAAGAAUGAAUCAUUUUGAAUAAAUGUAGUGUUUCACCCUUUCACUCCCAAGAUCUCAUCAAUAAUUCUCCUUACUGUCUGCCAUACAAUUCGUAUAAUGUUAGUUCUGAGAAUUUGGUAUUGAGUCAACUAAUAGUCCCCUAACUGAUAUUUUUCUUGAUUCUCAUCACUUUUCUGUUUGAUAUUGUAUUGAUUUGGUGAUGAGAAAUUCUUUCUUGGUCACUCAUGGCAGUUAAAGGGUUAAAAACCUCAGUCAGUUGGUUGGAGGCAGACAAGUGACAUGUAGCUUCAUUCAAAGCUACAAGCAAGGAGUUGAACUCAGGACAACUGAGACCAAAUCCAGUGAGAAGCAGAGUGAAGGGCCUGAAUUCAGGACCUCUAGAUUACAAGCCCAUUCUCUUUAUUAUGAUAUUUCUGAGCUUUUCGAUGUGGGACAAAUUGCCCAAUUUUUCAUAACUGAUUUCAAACAAGGAAAGCAUUGAGCUGUAUCUGUGGGCAAGUGAAACAACUGGUUGGUUGCUGGUACUAGCAACAUGGUGAUAAAGAUUGUUGAAUAUAUUGCUAUAACAAAUUUUGGAAAGGGGAUGUUUAGAGCAUCAAUUAAAUAUCAGAUUUUCAAAAUUUGUCUAUGUCGUUUUCCUACCUAUUUUAUUUUCUAAUUGAUAACCAACCAGUGCUUUCAAACCACAUUCAUUUGCAAAAUUCACAGACAUAUUUUACUCUUGCAUUGUGUUAUUUGUAAUUUGUCUAUUGCCUCGCUUCCACUUAAACCAAUGAAUUGAAUAAUAUUUUAUUUCUAUUAAAAGUAUGUAUGUUGAUGAAAUAUUCUCCAGGUGUGAUGGUUCUUGGUGUUUUGUCAUAAAUUAAUUAAUACUCCAAAAUGUACUUGCAAUUUGACAUCAACAACAAUCAAAUUUAAUGACACAUACAGGAAAUCAUACAGGAUUGCUGUUUUUCAAAUGUAAAUUGCUUUCAAUUGUUAUCAUGCUAACUAGGUACUGGUCUCUAUCACAAUAAGGUCACCUUCACCUCGCUCAAUCCAAAUCAAAGUCUUAGCAAUAAGUACACAACUGUAAAAUGGCCUAUUGUUACAAUCUUGCUUGUUUUACUAACAUUCAUCAUUGAUGGUUGUUUUAGAUGCACUUUCUGAUGUUUGGUUCUGGUUUUCAAACCUGGGAAUAUUCACCAAAGUAUGCCAUUAGGUCCUAUGCUUAUCUGUUGUUACACACUGUUCCUGGGAAACUACAGAUCCAAGUGUUUGAAGCAAACAAGGUAAGUUUUCUUUCAGUGCAGCAUUUUUGAUAUGCUUUUAAAUGAGCCAGGAAAACUGUCAGUGACAGUGUUGGUACUUGAGGUUCAGGCAUGUUGGAAGACUUCUCAGAUUGAAAAAAGAAAGACAGAAAAAGUGUUGUUCAGUGCAUGAAAAAGCAACAAUCACUGGCUGGGUUUUUUUGCUAGUGAUAACUUGGUAAAGCAUGACAGUUAUGGUAAUGUACUUCUGUGGUUAAGCACUUACAAUUGUUUGAUUUUUAAGCUACCUACCUUGAAAUUUCAGCUGGCAGCUUAAUUUCUUAACUUCAACCCUGGUGGUUUGGUUUUGUUCAUUUUUUUUUUUUUGUUAUCUCUCUGUCUUUUUUUUUCCUUUUUUUAUUUUAUUAUAAUUUUUUUUUUUCAACCAAAUGCCAUCCUACAAUUACAAGCUUUUGUCACUGAAAGUUUUCACCACCAAUUUGCACUGGAGCUUUUUAAGACCUAAACCUCAAAUUUUAUGCUUUUCAUUUGCAAAAUUUUGACAGUAGGUCACCAUGUCUCCCUCAUCCUUAGAAAAAUGUGGGGAUAGGAAUAUUUAUUCACAUGAAAUUGUGUUUUUAUCAUUUCUACACUGUUUAGCUGCUGGUGUUUUAUUUUCUACGAUUUGCUCUUUCAAUAUUCUCUGCAGCAGCUUGUGAGACGAUAUUUCUACAGGUAUGAAACCAUUUUAGAUUCUGUUAACCCAUUUUACUCCCAAGAUGUCAUUAGUCAUUCUCCUUACUGUCUGCUAUACAAUUUCUACAUACAGUUAGUUUGGAGAAUUUGGUAAUGGAUCAACUAAUAAUCUCCUCAUUGAUAUUUUUUCUUUAUUCUCAUCACUUGUCUGCUUGAUGUUGUAUUCAUUUGAUACUGUAAGGAGAAAUUCUGUCUUGGUCACUCUUGGGAGUUAGAGAGUUAAUACUCUUAAUAUUCAUAAGCUCAACUUGAUUAGUUGAUUGUAUCAGCAUUUGCUGAGAUGAGCCAUUCAUAUGGCACAUGUUGUUGAUGUUGAAACCCUGCUCAUGGCACUCGAAGAAAUUUGCAGUCAAAGCAACAGGUAUAUUUGGAGAUCUUCCCCUAUCGCUUUGAUAAGCUUAUUAAAUCACCUAGUGUGUCUAGGGCUCUAUACAUAAAUUUACAAUUGGCCAGACUCCUUAGCUUGUUGGCUCCUGGACUCCUUACAAUGCACAUAAAGAAAGUAAAACUAUCAUCUGGAGCAUAAGACAUGAAAAAAGUUGACAUGAGCUUUUUGGAAAUAAACUUAUGAACUCUUCAAUCCCAGAGAGUUACUUAAAUUAAAAUUUCUCCGGCACAAGUAUAAAGGAAAUGAUUGCCAUUUAAAGAAGCCCUUGAUUGUCAAACAAAUUCUGCUUGUCAGUUCCUUAGGAAAUGUACAGAGAGCAGUGUGGAGAAUAUGCAUACUGAUGUUUGGGUGUGAGAGGUCAAGGGUUAUAAAUUAGAGUGAAGAGGCAAAUGAAGGCUUAACCUUUUAACUCCCAGAAGUGAUUGAAAUCUAACUUCUCCUUUUCAUAUUCAUACAUUAUCCAACAAGCAGGUAAUGAGAAUACUCAAACUUAUCAGGUAGACAUUGUUGUCUUGAUCAAAUACCAAAUUCUCAUCACUAAUUUACAAGGAAGUCUGGAACAGCUGUAGGGGAGAGGGGAGCAGCUAGAAGGGAGAAUUAAAAAUGGGACGUUGUGAUUUUAAAGGUUAAACAAUGAUUCACACUCAAACUUGCUAAUGCCUUUUCACUUUUUAUCAAGUGUGGCCAGUUUUCAUUUUGAUGGUCACAUUUAACUCAAUUCUCUUUUCUGUAUAAACAUUUAAUAAAAGUGUGAAAGUAAACUGCUUUGAAUUUAUCAGAAUUAAGGGUUUUCAUCAAUUUUUGAAGUUGAAUUGGUAGCACAAGUUUACCCCUUCAACUCCCAGAAGUGAUGAACAUGUAACUUCUCCCUAAAAUAUCCAUAUAUUACCCAGCAAACAUGUAAUAAGAAUACCCAAGUUAUCAAGUAGAAGUUGUUAUUUACAUCUAACACCAAAUUCUUGUCACUAAUUUACAAGGAAAUGUGUAACAGCUAGAGGGGAGAAUUAACAAUCAGAUCUUGGGAGUUAAAGGGUUACAUAGUCUGUAAAGGUAAAGGUGAACUGGAAAUUACACUUAGUUGAUAGUAAUUGUGUAUUAAUGGUCCCUAUUUGUUUUAUGAUUUCAGUGGAAUAAUAAAACAAUUUGGGAAUCAUGUUGCAAGAAUAGCUGUUGUUUUUAUGAUUUUUAGUACUGGGAUGUUUAUAUCUGCAGCUGGUGAGUAUAAAUGCUGAUUAAAUGCUUUGAUUCAAAAUUUGGAAACCAGUGGUUUUUUUUUUUCACUUACAAGUUCAAAAAUAAAUCAUUUUGAUUUAAAACACUUUAAAUUAAAGCAUACCGGUACAUUUAAAUCAUCGCAGAUUGCUGGCAAUGAGUGAGAUCUCAACUGCAUAGUGGUCGACUGUGUGAUGUUGCAGCCAUCACCUUCCAGAAUAUUGUGAAAAAAGAAAGACAGGCUGGUAUUCCUGUACUCUGAGUGUGCAUGGUCAUUAAACCUACUGACUGGUGUUACUGUUGCUCUGGAUGACAAUUUCCAUUGUUGAAAGUGUUUGAACUAGCUAAAAAAGGGAAUAAGGAGUAAAUUAUAUCUAGAAAGUUAAGUAAGUUCAUAAGUUCUUAACUGAAGCAGGAGUUUGCUGUCUCAAAAUCAACAGUUUAAAUCACAUACCUGGAAUGCAUGAGAAAUAAUUACCUAUAGUUUCAGGGUGAGAGCAUAAGAUGAAUUUGUUUGCAUGAGUCUUGCACUCAAUGUGUAAGACUAAAGAGCUCUACCACUGAUGCUGUAAUUCUGGGUUAGUGCACUAGAAUCAAAUGUUAGUCUUUUGGAUCUUGAUCUGAACUGCUCCUUUACUACAUGUAGUCCUAAGAUAAUUUUUUUUUUGUUCCUCGAAGCAUUCCUACCCAGUACGUUUGCUAUGUACAUGGUGAUUUUAUCUUAUGGAGGAUGGUUUUCAGGAAAUUAUGCUGUAAGUUAUUGAUCAGGAUACACAAUUUUUUUAUGAUAGCGUUUACAAAUAAUGUUUAGUUUGUUUUUUAUAGCUACUGAAUGUUUAUCACUCAAUAAGUGAAUUAUUGUUCAAUCAGGUACUGUUUAGACUGAAGUAAAUAUUUGUAUAAGAUAAUAUAUGAUUUUUAAUAAGCCUCUUAUUUAAUCCAUAAAUCACUGAUGCUUCCCUCUCAACUAAAGUAUGAAUUUUUUGAUGACUUUCUGCUGUAUUAAAAUUUCUUGGACUUUAGACGAGGGUUUGUUUGAAAUUAUUUGUGAUAUAAUAGCUAUUUUACAGGACUGUACUUUGAGGGAGGGAGGUAAAGAUUUUAAACAUGGCAUCUGAUUAGGCCCAAAUUUAAAUUCACUGUAGUAUUUGGUGCGUGAAUUUUACAGAAAGGCAAGAUGGGGUGAGAUUUGAAGUGUACUGUUUUAAAUUGUGACGCUUGAAAUGCUGCCAAUAUUACAGAUGAUGGGUGAAUUUUUUCUAAAAUUCAUGUAUUGAAUGGAAUCAGAACCUGCCUUUUCUACCCUUCAGAAGGAAGUGGGUUUAAUGGUUGGUUUGGUUCAUUGUUCUGCUCAGUGGUCAUACCCAGACAAAAUAAGGGUGUUUGAUUCCAUAGUGCAUUUAUUGUUACAAAGAUACACUAGUGAAAAAAAUAAAUAAUUCAUUUUGUGUAUAGCAAUGUAAGCUGUAGUUUGAAAGUAUUACCAGGCUUUAAAAAAUUUUGAGACAACAUGACAAAGGUGCUAAAAAUGUCUUGUUAUACUGUAGUGCUUAAUGUAUUAUCUCCAUCAUAGGUGGCUGUCUUAGCAACAGCAGCUGGUUCCCUGAUUGGUUGGCCUUUCAGUGCAGUUCUGGGGUGGGUACUAAUGUUCAUGUAAUGGUAUUAAAAUGCUUAUUGACUGAGUUCAGUAGAGCAGGAAGGGGAAAACAUUUGGCUGAAGGUUAUGAUGUACAGACAAAGAGCAACAAGGUCCAUGCUUUGUGACUAAGGGCCAAAUAUUUUCCUGUUCAGCUCAACCGAAAUAAGCCAAUAAAUAUACAUAAUUUUUGGUUUGAAACUUACAAUUUCUCAAUUUCAUCGAAAAGAAAUUCGCUGCAAGUUGGAGUUUCCUUGAAACUAUCAGUGAUAAGUUCAUAUUCAAAAUGCUCUGUUUUGAUUCUAUUGAUUUGUUUUUUCUUGUAUUGUUUCAGAGUUCCUAUCGCAUGGGACAUCAUAGUACGACAAAGAAAAAUAAUAUAUUUUAUACAAUUAUGCCUUAUAUCACUUAUAGUAUUUCUGGUGAGUACCGCAAAGAUAUCUUAUGCACAUAUUUACUGUUACGUUUAUUUGUUAAAUGUGAUCAAAAUUUGGUGUUCAAUAUAGACUCUAGUUUUUCCCUUGAGCACAUGUACAGUGUAUGUAAAUGUACCUAUAUAUGUUCAUGUUAAAAAAUUUUCUCACAAGUGAAAAAUGAUAUAAAGCAAACCAAUCAAAAGUUUCUGUAAUUUAAUAAAAUGCUUUAAUUAGCAUAUUUUAAUAUUUACUUUUCAAUGUAUUGCAUUGUACAGACUUGCAUUACAUCAAUUGUGUUAGUUUUGCGUAUUUUGAAUUGUACGAGUCAUCACUUUAUAUAUCUUUCUAGCCAAAUUUGAUGUCUGUAUUGUAAGUGAUGGACCAAAUUUCUUGCACCAGGAUGGGUGCAAAAAUGGCCCAAGUGCAAAGUGCUUGAGCCAUAACUUGCAUGUUCCAUCACUUACAGUAUUGACCAAAAAAACAAGGUUAGUAAAGAUGUAUAUUAUAUCUAUUGGUUCAAAUAAGAGGCAGAACAUUUUAAUUCAAACAAACUUUUGAACUUAGCAGGCCGUACAGUUAAAUAUGCCCCACUAAAUUGACCAAUCAUAGUGUAUGUACUAAUAGAGAGAUAUAAUAAACUAUGUUAUGGUCUGCUCACAUGUCUGUGAGUUGUGUAGGUUGAAAAAUGAGAGGGCUCUCACUUCUCAUGCCAAACACCUUGUGGACCUUCUGCUGGCAAGCCAGUGGGGAGGGUGGACUGUUAACUCUUGGGAGAAGCUGGCCACAGCUGUAGAUGCUCAAGUGGGGGCCUUUUUGUAUUGGAUGACUAUACUAUAGUACACUGUGACAUUUGAUCGAAACUUUUUAAUAUGAUAAUUGUAACUAAUGUUUAUUUCUUUAUUUAUUCUUCAUUUAGGGACCAUUAGUGUAUAUUGAUUCCUUUUUCUAUGGCAAAACUGUGAUUGCCCCCCUAGGUAUUGUGCUGUACAAUGUAUUUGGCAAAGGUGGCCCAAGCCUCUAUGGUAAGGUUUGAUGGAUGGCAUUGCAUGCAGAGUAAAAGUGAAAUGAUCUGUGUAUCUUGAAUGUGUUUGGAAGAGUAUGGAUGGGAAGAGAGUAAUUUCUGUAACGUGUCUUGCUCACUGAUUGGCAAAAUUGAGUUGUAGUUGUAAUUGUGGUUUUUCCUGUAAUAAAUACAUACAUUGGAAUGUGUAUUUAGCAGCACUGUAUUAGCUUUCAUCCGGUAUUAAGCAGUUGGUUUUCAAAAUUCCAAAAUUGUUACCCCUUAUUUACUGUAAUUUUCACCUCUUUAAAGUGAUCAUGGUCACCUUUUGCUGAGUCCUAGUGGCCUGUUUGCAUUGUUCUCCACUGGUAUUGACUAUUCUUAAAACUAAGCAUAAUAUUUCAAGUAAACUUAAAUACAUUUUUUUCCCCCAAAAUCAAUGUUAGUAGUACUUUUUGAGCAAGUUUGUGUGCAUUUAGUUGUUAAUUAUGACAUGAAAUAGCCGUUUUUAACCUUUAAAUUCCCAGACCAAUUUGUAAUUCUCCUUACUGUCAACCAACAGUUCUUAUAAUAUUAGUUCAGAGAAUUUAGUAUUGGAUCAACUAAUUAUCGCCAAAUUGAUAUUUUUCUCUAUUCUCAUCACUUAUCUGGUUGACAUUGUAUUGAUAUUGUAAGGAGAAAUUCAGUCUUCAUCACUCAUGGGAGUUAAAGGGUUAACAUACCCUACUCUGUGAGACCUGUAUUAAGCGGUCUCCGUGCCAUUUCCUGUGGGUCAUCCAUCAAUACAUGUUCAACAUAAAUGGUUAAGUUUGUUAAAAGGAGCCAGGUAACAGUGCUUUAAAUAUUGUCUGCCUGGCAAAAAUGUUGGUACUUUACACCGUGAGAUCAGUAUGCAUUUUCUCCACUCUAUACUCUAUACGUGUCCUAAGGUGCAGACAUGAAGAAUUUGUUGAACAGUCCAGAGCCUCUUUACCUUCCAGAUCAUUCCCUUAAUUCUCAUGACAUUAAUGUGUGAUUCAGAGGCGAUAUUGUAAGGAGAAAUUAGAUGCUGGUCACUCUUAGGGGCCAAAGGGUUAAUACAGAGUAGGAAAUCUGCCGCGAAUUUUCUGCACCUUGGGCUUAGUCUAAAUUUACAUGCGAAUUUAGAAAGCUCUUCUUUUCUUUUGUUACCCAAAAGCGCAAACAUUUUCUUGGUCUGAGUGAAGAAAAAAGAGAGAAGAAGACGGUUUUGUGUCAAGGUCACCCAUAAUUUAGAAAAUGAGAAGGAGAAAGAGAAAAUUGUAGACUAACCUUUGCAAGGAUAAAUCCGCCUGUACAUUUUCACAAAUAUUUUUUUGUUUAGAGAGAUGACGUGGCAUAUGUUACUUUUAUUUUACAGGCGUUGAGCCGUGGUCGUUUUACUUCUUAAAUGGGUUUUUGAACUUCAACAUUGUAUUUCCUAUGGCGCUUCUCGCUUUACCUGCCUGUGUAAGUACUUGAACGGUCAAAAAGACCUUAUUGAUAAUAUUGAUAGCUGCAUGCGUGAAAGCGUGAAAUAAAUUUUACUUGACAUUUAAUCAUUUUGAAAGUUCAUGCACGCUUUGUGCGGCUGCGAAAGUUUGAACGAGCAACAAUAAUGCAGCUGUGAUAGCAGCAAAACUUUUCUACAGUUGUAUGAUGCAAAUGCAGUGUGAGUCAAAAUUUUGGUGUCUGCUUGCCGCAAAAUUUCCUGCAAAUGGAAAAGGAUUUCACCAACGUAUGGUGCAGUGGUUUAUUUACCUUGAGUGGAAUAUCUAGCAGGAAAGGUUGGAUCAAUGUUAGUACCUACCCCUACCCUAACCCAACAUGAACAUUGUUGGGGUAAGGAAGGGGUAAAGGUGCAGUUGUUAAGAUACUGACAUUGAUCGAAAAUGCUUUUUCCUUGGAUCUUAGAGGUUUCUCAAUCCGUCUCUAAAGAUUAACAAACAGUAAUUUUUUUCUUAUAGUCGUUGACAAAAUCUGAGACCAUGUCAGGGGAACAUGAAAAUGAUACUGUCACGACCCUUGUGUGUUUUGAUGCUCACAUUAAUUGUGUGUUAAACGUGAUUUAUUAACCAGAUAACAAUCUAUGCUUGACAGGUCUUUAUUAAACUGGUGAUGACUGGGAAAUCACAGGAAAAGAAAUGUAUAUGAACAAAAUUUGUUUUUAAAAUAAGAUUUUAGAUCAUCGCUUUAUGACAUAAACCAUAAUGAUAGACUUCAGGGUAUCAUAGUAUGGUGCAAAAGUUAUGCCCGAAACAAAAUUUUUGGCGACAUCUCCGCGAAUUUUCGAGUCAACUAUUGUUUGGAUCCGUCUGAACUUUCGCGUAAUAAUUCACUGGGGAUGUUAGUAAGUUCCGAAAUUUAGAGAAAGUUUACGCUUCUCAAAAGAUUCGCGGGGAACAUUUCAUUGAUAACGCCCAAUUUGUCAUGGAAAGCUACUUCGUAACGAUACACAUGUAAUUUCGCGCUGUGAUUCCUGUCUCCAAGGAAACUGCAAUCAUAGCAACCUUAGUAUUCCCAUCGUCUCGAUGUUUUCUGUCUUAUUUGAGUCCCUUUUUUGCAAUGAUUAACUGAAAAAUUCUCCCUAACUUCUUAUAACAUUAUGUUACUCUAAGUUACGAGAAUUUAGUGAUGCAUCAGAACUGACGGAUUUCCCUUCUUUUUUUAGUUCCGUCGUCAGUGUUACCAAUUUGGCUUUCACUUAUGGGGAUGUACAUUUGGAUUCUAAUUUUCUUCACAAGACCUCAUAAGGUACUGGGACUAGAUUACUCAUUAAUGUUUGAGAAUAUGUACGUGGUAAAUAAAAUUUGAAUGAAAACAAAGCAAUUUCAUUCGGACUUCGCGCAAUCCCUCCUUUCCGCCGAAGCCUUCGCGCAAGUAAAAAAAAAAACUGCGCCGUUCUGCAUGGCGUGCUAACAUCAAUUCAUCUCCAUUUUCUUAAUUUACGCGACGAACUUCGCCGAUAAGGAGGAAUUGUUCGUUGUCUAAGUUGAAUUACAAACUGACAUUAAUCACUUACCCAACUGGAAACGUGUUUUCAAACGUACAAAGCGGAAAAUUAGUUACAAUUCACAGGUUUGUCGUGAGCAGGAAAUUAUGUUGUAAUCACUGUCUGCAAAAUCGACUGUGUAAUGAUGUGGUUCUUAAUAGGAGAUUUAGACAUUUGCUCCUCUUUCCUUGUUAAAUGUAAAUAGUAUUGGUAACUAAUUCGUAACAAAAAAUGAUGAUUUAGAUAUGUCUGCGUUUUUGUCGUAAUAGGAGGAAAGAUUUCUGUUUCCAAUCUAUCCGUUCUUUUGUUUAUUCGGAGCUGUAACGCUUACCAACUCACAGGUAAGUACAUUAAAACUUUUUUUUUUUAACUUAUAUUAAAGCGAAGGAAAAGAGUAGCUUGUUCUCCAGCUAGCUUGCGGCUUAAUUAUUUUUGUCUGUUGAAAUUUAUAUUUCCCUUUCCACGUGUAAAAGCUCCUUUCAGUAUCAGUCACUACUGUGCUGAAAACAGUAUUUAUCUGUAAACCACAUCAGGAAAGGGUCAGGGAAACUCGUUUCUGAGUCUCCAAAGAUGAUACUCCGUUUCAAUUUAUUUUCUUUUCAUUAGAAAGGACGCCUGCAAGAGGAGAACAAACGCAACUAAUUUUUCUCAAUUUUUUUUUACGUAUUCAGCCAGUGGAAUGUGUUUUGUGGGAUGUGUCUUGGUUAGGCCUUAAAAAAGGUCUGAGGUAACCAUUUCAAUGACGCAAGGCAGCGUCUUCGUCAUGCAUUUUUUUUGUAUCUUUUACAGAAAUUAUUCCAUGGGCUUUUCUUUAGCGGAAGCAGACAUCAUUACUCGGCUUCUUCCACAUGGUUUGCAGUCUCUGCUUGUGUAGUGUUCUCAGUUUUGUCUUUGUCAAGAUCAAGUGCUCUUUAUUAUGGUGAGAUCUCCUUCACUGACACAGUGUAAUUACAAAGUGCUAAUGGGCCAGUGUCGGAGGAACGAGUUGUUGAAUUGUUGUGUGACACUGGAAGAAGGCUUCGGACAAUCUAAGAUCCCUCUCUUUAUCCAUGAGAUGACUGUCAUCUACAGCUGUUCUUGGAAAAGUUGUCGGAAGAAAGCAUAAAAGUUCACGCAACAACACCGAAAGGUUUUGUGGGUAGUUUUUAGGUCACGGCUCCAAGGCAAUGCUAAUUAAGAGAAAGGUCGGACGAGGCAUCGUAGGUUUGAUGAAUUUAUUUAUUGGUUACUGACAACCCAGAUCACCUUUCGAGAUUGUCGUGUGCAAUUAUGUUCCCUUUUCCAACGAACUUUCUCGAUUUAUCGCCGUCUCCUAAUAACCGCCAUGUGGGAAACCAAGAAUAUUACCAAAAGCCGUCUUCGAAUGUAUAGUUGUUAUUCGGCGAGAGUAACUACAACAUCAAAAGCUUAUGCGGCACAACAUUUUAUAAAACAGCAUCAGAGACCUAUUAUAUUCUGAAACAGAUUGAAGCUUUGGGUUUGAAAUGGCUUUACUUUUUUACUCUUCAAUAAUAUCUUGAACUUAUAUCACCAAGGUGACAGUGAAAUGUUAUCUUUGCAGGCAUAAACCAAAUCAUUUUAUUGAAAAAAAACCCUGUUUUUCAUGCCAAAUCCAGGCAGUGAAUCAUAAUGUUAAGAAGUAUUUGCAAGGAUUUUGAAAUAAAUUUUCCCACAGUUGAGUCACAAAAAUGCAUAUUUGUAGUUACAUGGGAUCGUUCUUCGAAAAAUUCCAGACAGAUACCGUAUCUGAAGAUUGUUCACUCUCUUUCUGGUUUCCUAGGUUACCACGCACCGAUGGACCUGUUUAUUGAGUUGAACCAUAUGUCGUCUAAACUUGAGGAGCCCCUCCCUCAGGGCAAACAAAUAAACCUGUGUGUUGGAAAGGAGUGGUACAGAUUUCCCAGCAGCUUUUUUUUACCCUCGGAAAGGUAGUUGUUGUUAUUAUGGGAGCUACUUCAAGUAGUCCAAUUUUGCUCGCAGUUAAAUGAAAUAAAGAAAAUUCUAAUGUGAGAAAUUGUUGAAAGGAAGCUUGGAACUUAGAAACACCACAAUACAAGUUUGGGUCUUCUGCCAUCUUAUGUACGGAGCCGCAUGAUGGGAGCAAGGCUAAUUUUGGUGGGGUCUCUGUAGCUUUACAUGCCAAUGAUAAGCUGCAACAAAUGAAUCAGCAGAGAGGACACCACAAGGAAUGCGAUCUGACAUCCCUGACCAAAAGGGGAAAGUUAGUGAAGUACUUUACCCAAUCCUCACCCGGAGGGUUUUUCUAGAGCCCGACUACUUUGAGAUCUGUCAGCUUUGGCCCGUCACUCUGAGACUAAAGCGAAAGGAAUUAUUUCUUUUAUGAUAAAAUUCACAUCCGUUUUAUUUUUUCCUCUUCAUAGAUGGCAUCUACAGUUUAUUCGUUCCGAGUUUCGAGGUCAGUUGCCAAAGCCUUAUGCUGACGGACGCAACGCUACAAAAAUUAUACCAACCCAUAUGAACGACAUGAAUGAAGAGGAGCCUUCAAGAUAUGUAAGUAUCUAGACACUAGGGCCCAGUUGUUCGUUAUUCGUCGCUCAGUUCUUCCUGGCCCGAAAUUUUUUCAUCGUGGAGAGAGUUGCCACGCAAAGUCCAUCUAGCUUGAAUUACCUUGUAUUGUGGACCUCUUAAAGUCGAUAGAUUCGCGUGGAUCAGUGCCUGCAACGCGACGCACAACGUCUCAAUAGUUGAACUUUUGUGAAAAUAUUUUUUCCUGUGAUAGAAUUUUGUCCCCGAAAAAAUUCGCGUUAUUUCAAACUGUUUUGUACUCAUGCUGCGAUCACUGCGCUAAAAUGGGUUGAAGCGACUUGUUUUGGAAGGAGCACACAGCAGGUUGUUCGACACAGAGAUCUGUGGCAGCAACUUGUUAAAAAUCCUGGUGUGCCCAGGCCCUUCACUCUUUUUUUGCUUUGAACUUUUGUAGAUGUCUAUCUCAAAAUGUGACUUCCUCGUGGAUUUAGAAACAGAAAGGGAAACUGAACUUGAACCAAACUAUGUGAAACGAACUAAGGACUGGGAAGUGGUGCUUCAGAAGCCAUUUCUGGAUGCAGAAAGGUAGGUAAUUGUUCAGUCGUACUGAAAAAGAAAAGUAAAAAACGUCUAUUUGUGUUGUCAGAUCUCGAACUUCGAUAAGCCCGUGAUUUGAGGUUGCUUAAAAACAUAAGUUGUUUGACGUUUUGACAUGCUUUAACCGCUUGCGGUAUCAACAGAGUCUGCGCCUUGGCCAACAAAGAGCCUGUAUUAGUAUCCUUUAAUUUGAUUCAUGUGGUUGAGAAAACAACUACUAAAAGCAACUUGGACCAAGAGUUUCCUUGCUUAUUUUGCAAUUUAUUUUUUCCACACUUCUCAGUAUGAUCGUUUGUGAAAUGUUGCUUUUAAUUGAAAAUGUGAUUGUCACUCCUCUCGUGUGUGAGGUCUGAUAGUCUAAAACUUUUCGGACCCAAAAUGCAAAUCGGAUGAUGUUAACCUACAAAGUGGGGGCGAAGUUUUAUCUAAGUGGUCGUCCUAACUUGCAGCUCCACGGUUUCGUAGUUAACUGACAGUUUGUAAUUCAUAGCUUCACAUACCUGAAUAUAUUGUCGAUGGUAUCCUUGGAUGGAUGGAGACUUUUAACAUGCUACCUAUUGUUGUAGCCUUCUGUGACUUCUUGACAUUUUCAAAAAUUCCUUUCACUCUGAUAAUGUUUACCUGUUUAUAUUGAAAAUUGCUGAAAGUCAUAAGAGAGAAACCUGGCCCCGGUUGUUCGAAAGGUUGACAAAGCCAUCUAUUAGAUAGAUCUCUACCCGGUGGGUAGUGCAUGACGUUUUGUUAACACUUACCCAGAGGAUUGCGAUUCAUCCGUUGGAUUGCGUGAGUCGCCUUUUGAACAACUAAGCCCUGAUUAAAUAUUUUCCUAGCAAGCUUAAGCAGACCAGCUCCUGCCAAAACUUUUUCUCUCUGCAUGACCAAAGGUCUCCUCGGUAGAACAAGUUUCCUUGUCUCACACGACUCUGUUCUUUCUUUUCGCAGAUCUCACCGACUUUUCAGAGCAUUUUAUAUUCCCUUUGUCUCCUACCGCUUCACAAAAUAUUCAAACUACGUUUUGCUGAGAUCACUACGAAAGACCAGUGCGAAGGCAAAGAAAGGAAAAGAUAGAAAAGCUGUUGUCAAGGAAGAAGAUGCAACAGUUUAACUAGCACUGUAUUUAGGAAGAGACAUAGCUAUUGCCUAGCUUACAAAUGCAAGAAAUUUUUCAACUAAUAUCGUCAUCACAGUUUCGUCUUCUGCCCUUACGUUUACCGGAAAGGAGUGGUCGUUUAAUUUCGUGUCGUAUUGUUUUCCUUUCGGGUAUCUUCAGACAAGAUCAUUUCGCGACGAACCUUCCUGAACAUGCUAAUGAACUUACGGCAGGCACGUUUUUCAUUAGGCCAUUUCCGAGAAACCCGAAGACUCCCUUUCAAAACGAGGAUAUAUGAUAAAACUGAUCUUGAAAUGAUCUGCUUU
This is a messenger RNA of Pocillopora meandrina, 14827 nucleotides long. NCBI's taxonomy places the organism in Eukaryota, Metazoa, Cnidaria, Anthozoa, Scleractinia, Pocilloporidae. The record is from the annotation of a GenBank genome assembly.